GUAAAAACCGGAAGACCGGAUAAUUACAAAACAGCUUUAGAGGCCCAGAAUAAGCCCAGCCCAGGGACAGGCCAACCUAAGGCCUCUCGGCCCACUCACCCGGCCCAGGCGAGCUUCUGUUCCUGUAGCCUGUAGGGUUGCUGGGAAACCUCAAUCUUCCAUUUCUGUUUUGCCGCCUCCCUCUCCAUCGCGAUUCGCGGCAUCCCCAAUUCCCCAUCACGAUUCUGCCUUCCAUCGCGAUUCGCAGGCAUCGCCGUCGAUGGAGUCUCGGACCAUCGCGACGGCGACGACGACCUCCUCCCGUUGCUGGUCGCCUCCCUCCUCUCUGCGACGUGACGUCGCGACCCAGCUACAGCCUACAAGCCUCCACUCCGUCCCGUCGCGACCCAGGAAGCCUCCGCCCUCAACUCCCUCCCGUCGCGACCACCUCCGAUCAGCUCCACGACGCCGCGCGACCAGCCAGCCAGCAUCUCGUCGGCCGUCGCCCUCCGUUCCAAAAGACGACCCAGAAAGCUCCAAAAGACGACCCUACAUCUCGUCGUCGUCCGUUCGUCUACAAGCACAACCGGCAACAGCUGCAAAAGUCAGAAAUAUGGAAGGAAGCAGCAGCUGGGGUAGUAAGAAGCGAGUUCCGGCAUCAAGAGAAAGUGGAGAUUUGCCUCCUCUUCCUAGUAAGAAGCGACCACAACCACAAGCUUCAAAGGCAGCUGUUGAAAGUGGGAAUAAUAGUGGAAAUGUUAAUGUUCAAGCCGCUGCCACUCAAGAACAAGAACGGCCAGCAGCUACCAACACCACAACAACACCUGAAAUGGAGAAGACCAAUAGGGAGUAUGUGUUAAGGUCACCUGUAUGGCAGCAUUAUGAUUGUUACAAAGAUGCUAAAGGCAAGAAGAAGGCAAGGUGUCAUUACUGUGGAAAGUCACUGGCUGGGGAUCCCUCGGGAAAUGGUACAAGUUCUUUGGGUAGGCAUACUCAAAGGUGCUUAAAGAAACAAAAAGAAAAGGGGAAGCAGUUGAAUCUAGAACUCAAUCCAACUUCUGUUGAAGGGCAAGGAGUUUUGGGGACUUGGAAAUUUGAUCAAGAAUUUAUCAGAGCUGGGUUAGUUGAAAUGAUAAUUCUGGAUGAAAUGCCGUUUAGGAGUGUGGAGAAAGAAGGAUUUAAGCGCUUCAUGGCACGUGCUUGUCCGAUGUUUAAGAUUCCAAGCAGAAGAAGUAUUAGAGAAGAUUGUUUUAGAUUGUUUCUUGAACAGAAGGGCAAGUUGAGAGAUUACUUCAAGAUCAAGAGUGGAGGAAGGGUGUCCAUAACUACCGAUAGUUUUGGUGAAAGAGUUGAAUGAUGAACUUGAGAAGUUGUUUGAAUAUUAUCAGAGUAAGAUGCCUCCCCCUGCUCCUUCUUCUCCUUCAAAACGUCGAGUACAAGUUGCCACUUCAAGUUCACCGAGGUCAGGUAGUGAUUCUGAUGAAUCUUAUGAUGAUUAUGAUCCUGAUGAUGAUUAUGGAAAACCUCAAGCUGGUCAUACUAAGAGUGAGUUGGAGAAGUAUCUUGUUCACCCUCGAGAAUAUGAUGAUGCUGAAGAAGAGUUUGAUGUGUUGAAGUGGUGGAAGACUAAUGCUAUGAGGUAUCCCAUCUUGAGUGAGAUGGCAAAGGAUCUGUUUGCUAUUCCUAUGUCAACUGUUCCUUCCGAGUCCGUUUUUAACACAAGUGGGCGUGUUUUAGAUGAAUUUAGGAGCUCUUUGCAUCCUAAGAUUGUGGAAGCUCUCAUAUGCAGUCAAGAUUGGCUUAGAUCAAGUUCUAGUGAGUUUGUGGAGCAUCUUGAUGGUGAAGAUGAUGACUAUGAGGAUCAAGAAGACUUCGUGAAUGUUUACAAUGCUAUUAUGGUGGAUGAGGCGGAAAGGUGUGAGCAUGUGAAUGAACACGAAGGUACAAGUACGAGCAAUGUCGGAGGGAGUGAUGUGUUUGGCUCGAGGAGUGGAACAAAUCAAGGAGGUGGAUCUAACGCUUCAUUAUUUCUCUUGAACCUGAUGAGUAGAAAUGGUUUGGUGAAUUUGUUAGAUUGGAGUGAAUUUGGUGUUUGAUGUCUAAACUUUGUUUGUGAACUUGUGAUGCACUUUAUUUUUAUUUUGAAGUUUGAAUUGGACUUUGAGUUUGUAAUAGACAUCAAUGAUGGUUGUGAAUCUUGUGAUUUUGUAUUGGACCAUAUUUGGCUUGAUUUUUGCUACAAACAGG
Messenger RNA from Linum tenue, 2226 nucleotides. NCBI's taxonomy places the organism in Eukaryota, Viridiplantae, Streptophyta, Magnoliopsida, Malpighiales, Linaceae. The record is from the annotation of a GenBank genome assembly.